GGUGCGGGAAGAGAUUCGAUAUAGGUCCAGGGAGGAAAAAGAAAACCCGGAGACCAUUUUUGGCAUCUUGCAGGAGCUUUACGGUUGUCCACAGUCAUACGUUGCCUUGCAGGAGGCAUUCUUUUCUCGGAAACAGCAAGAGGGGGAGUCGCUUCUUGAGUUUUCUAUCGCCUUGAUGACCCUAAUGGAUAAGGUUAGACGGAGCGCGCCCGAGGGGAUUCUUAAUGUAGAUGUUAUUCUGCGUGAUCAGUUUGUGGAACAUGUUAGCGAGGGUGCUCUGCGUCGUGACUUGAAAAGCUUCAUCCGGACUAAACCGUUGGCCACGUUGAUUGAGGUUCGUAAGGAAGCAAUUCGUUGGGAACGGGAGGGCUCGGCUGAACCCCUACGGCCGCGUAGUUGCUCUUUACCCUCCAGCGAUCGAGUCUUCGGGGUCCCUGGUACAUCUUGUUCCGUGAGUAGUGAUUCUCGCGGUGGGCCCCCGACAAGGUCUGAUAUGGAAAAAUUACAGGCUGACGUGGCAAAGCUUAUGGAGUUGGUGCAACAACAACAGGCUCAGCUUCAGAGUCUUUCUCACGGUGCGGCUGCACGGGGGGAGCCACAGAGGCGUGGUCGAUCUCCCCGGGAAGGACCUAUCAUCUGCAGACGCUGCCGUCAAUCAGGCCACUAUGCUGGGGACUGUGAUGGGGAGCGAGUGGUGGGGCCCCCACUAGUCCCUCCUAAUAGAGGCCUUAGGCCUCUUGAGCAUCGGCCUCCCCACCUGAAUCAGCCAUCGGAAAACUGAUGCCCGCCGGACUGAAGAGUCACAGUCCGGAGGGGGCUUUUCUUGGCUCAGGCACUGCGUUUGAUCCCCUUACUGUUGCUAAUGCUUUACUUUCCAACUGUCCACAUUUGCUUGUCUUGAUGGGUGGGGUUCAUGUUCCAUGUCUUAUUGACACAGGGUCUAUGGUGUCGACCAUCACUGAAAGUUUCUUCUCGGCCCAUUUUGAACCUCUGGGGCAGGAGCGUUUACAAUCAUGUCAUUGGUUACAACUUCGAGCCGCUAAUGGUCUAGAGAUUCCAUAUUUGGGCUAUUUGGAACUAGAUGUCGAGCUCUGUGGAAAAAGUAUGCGUGACUGCGGUGUUCUGGUUGUUCGUGACCCCUUGGGGGGCAUGGCCGCUAAAAUUCCCGGGGUUCUUGGCAUGAAUGUGAUUAGUAGGUGUUAUCAGGAAUUGUUCGGGCAACAUGGUCCCACGCUUUUCGAUCUUCCAUCUGUGUCUACAGCCCCACAGCCGGUGGUGAGAGCGUUGCAGCACUGCCAUCAGGCUGAAGUCCAGCCUAUGAUCAGGACCAGUGGCACUGUGAACGUUGGGGGUCGAAGGCCGUGGCGGGUUCCGGGGGGGACUAUGAAGUUGAUCCCGGCUACCUGUCCCGAGUGUCAUUCUGGAUUCGGCACGCUUUUCGAGCCCGCAGAUUGGGGAUUGCCAGGGGGGUUGCUGGUUUCUCCAGCCCUUGUGCAAGUGACGCGUGGUUCCGUGCAGGUCCCUGUAGUCAACGUUGGUUGUACGGACAUUUUGCUCUACCCCCGUACUAGGCUUGGACUUCUGAGCACUGUGUCCAUUGUUAGUUUGCCACGAGAUGUGGUGGAGGUUCAUUCGGUUACUGCCACUAUUUGUUCCCAGUCGCCUGCCCCGUUGUCAGUGGAGGAACAAAUUGGGGCUGUGGAUUUGUCGCCCCUGUCUGCCGAGGGACAGGCAGAGGUUCGUGCACUGCUUUUGAGGUAUUCCUCAGUCUUCUCUGCCCAUGAGGGAGAUUUGGGGUGUACUACCUUAAUUUCCCACGACAUCCCACUGUUAGAUCAGACCCCGGUCCGACAGCGCUAUAGGCGCCUUGCUCCUUCCGACUACGAGGCUGUGAAAACUCACAUCAACCAGCUUCUCCAGGCGAAGGUCAUAAGAGAGAGCAGUAGUCCAUUUGCUUCUCCCCUGGUUCUAGUUAGGAAAAAGGAUGGAAGCUUACGGCUUUGCGUGGAUUAUCGCUUGUUAAAUGCGAGGACUCGGAAGGAUGCCUUCCCUCUUCCUCGAAUUGAGGAGACGUUGGACAUGUUGGGGGGUGCCCGCUGGUUUUCCACAAUGGAUUUGGCCAGUGGGUACAACCAAGUCCCCGUGUCGGAGGGCGAUCGGGCCAAGACGGCAUUUUGUACACCGUUCGGGUUGUUCGAAUGGAACAGAAUGCCGUUUGGGCUUUGCAACGCGCCGGGCACGUUUCAAAGAUUGAUGCAACGUAUGUUCGGCGACCAACAGUGUCAGUCUGUUCUGCUGUAUCUUGACGAUAUCGUGAUCUUUUCGUCUACCGUAGCACAACACCUACAACGCCUGGAGAUGGUUUUGACCCGGUUGCAGGCAGAGGGACUGAAGGCCAAGCUGGGGAAGUGUGCGUUUUUCAAACCCGAGGUUCGUUACUUGGGGCAUGUGAUUUCCCAGCAGGGGGUCUCCACCGACCCUGAUAAGGUGGAAGCAGUUUUAAAAUGGCGGCGACCUACCAACGUGUCUGAGCUUCGCUCAUUUCUUGGCUUUGCCAGCUAUUAUCGACGUUUCGUCGAAGGUUUUGCAAAAUUGGCGGCCCCAUUACAUCGGUUGGUAGCUGGAUUAAGCGGGAGCCGAUCCAGGCGGGCCUCAGGGCAGCAGUUUCAGGACGCCUGGUCGGGGGAGUGUGAGGUAAGUUUCGACGGGCUUAAAAAUAAGCUCGUCGCUGCACCAGUACUGGCGUAUGCGGACUUUAGCCGGCCAUUCAUCCUGGAAGUAGACGCAAGCUAUAGGGGCUUAGGUGCGGUACUUUCUCAGGAGGUGGAUGGCAAGGUUCGGCCUGUUGCGUACGCCAGUAGGACCUUGAGACCGACGGAGCGAAACAUGAGCAAUUAUAGCUCCAUGAAACUCGAGUUUCUCGCCCUAAAGUGGGCGAUUACAGAGAAAUUCCGGGAGUAUCUCCUGGGGCAGAAGUGCUUAGUUUACACAGAUAAUAACCCUUUGAGCCAUCUCACCUCUGCGAAGCUAGGGGCCGUAGAACAUCGAUGGGCUGCACAGUUAGCCUCGUUCGAUUUUGAACUUAAAUAUCGAUCAGGAAAGUCCAACCGUAAUGCCGACGCGCUUUCGCGGCAAUACCAACCUGAUGGAGAGGGGGCAGGUGACCUGGCCUCAGGGACGGCGGUCCCCAGGUUGCUGCAACAGGUAGCGGCUUGGGGAGACCGCGUUACAGCUUCCCAGUUGGUGGUCUCGGUAUUGCCAUCCCAUGCUUCCCCAGAUUUGCGCGCUUUACAGGCAAGUGACCCUAUUAUUCAGUCGGUCCUGGUCUUUUGGAAGGAUCGUAGGCGGCCAAAUCGUGAAGAAAGGGAAACCCUUUCGCCCUUGGCUCUCGUCCUGUUGCGCCAGUGGGAUCGGUUAGUCGAAAAUGAAGGGGUGCUUUAUCGACGUGUUCUGCACCACAGUGGUCGCGAGGAGUGCCGUCAGCUGCUUCUGCCAGCUGUUUUGCGGUCAGAGGUCCUGCAACAACUCCAUCAACAGCAUGGCCACCAAGGGGCUAAUCGGACCCUUGAGUUGGUCCGGCAGCGGUGUUACUGGCCACGAAUGUUUGCAGAGGUGCGCCAGUGGUGUGAGGAGUGCCCUAGGUGCCAGGUGGCUAAGGAGACGGCUCCGCCAGCCUCCACAUUCAUGGGCCAUUUGUUGGCAUCUCGGCCUAAUGAAACAGUAGCCGUUGAUUUUACAGUCCUGGAGCCUACGACGGGUGGGGUGGAGAACGUCUUGGUAAUCACCGACGUCUUUAGUAAGUACUCCAUUGCAGUUCCAACACGGGAUCAGCGGGCCCCGACCGUUGCCCAGGUCUUGAUCACGGAGUGGUUCUAUAGGUUUGGUAUCCCUGGUCGGCUUCAUUCCGACCAGGGGCGCUGUUUCGAGGGCAUAUUAAUCCAACAACUUUGUAGUAUGUAUGGGAUCCAGAAGUCGCGAACAACCCCGUACCACCCGGCGGGGAACGGGCAAUGCGAACGGUUCAACCGUACGUUGCACAAUCUGCUGCGUACCCUGCCGGUCUCUCGUAAGCGCGACUGGGCUACUUGCUUGCCACAUGUACUAUUCUGUUAUAACACCACUCCGCAUCAGUCCACAGGAGAAUCGCCACACUUCCUAAUGUUUGGACAGGAGCCGCAACUGCCAGUGGACUUUCUGCUAGGCCGAGUUCGGCCGCCGGCUCAGGGGAGAGUGUGUGAUUGGAUACAGGAACAUCAGACUCGGCUUCAAGUGGCAUUCGAUGGGGCUAGGGAACGUCUGGCAGCGACGGCGGAAUACCGCAAAGACAAGCAUGAUGCACGGGUGCGGAGCCCGGCUUUAAAAGUAGGACAGCUGGUGUAUGUACGUGACUUCAGUGUGCGGGGUCGAAAUAAAAUCCAAGACCGGUGGAGCUCCUUGGUACACACGGUUGUGCGUGCUCCUUUGGAAGCUGGGGCCGUGUAUACCAUCGCCCCUGUCGGUGACCCGACAAAACUGAAGCACGUGCAUCGCAGUAUGCUGAAAGGACUGGUGGGGCCUCAUGCCCCUGAUAAUCACCUGGGGUUGACCCAACCUGGAGAAUCAACUCCCACUGACUCAGGGGAGCUGUCUAGUGAGGAAGACGUUCUCCUUGGGGAGCCGGUAGGUAACACCGGCCCAUAUGUUCCUGCUGGGCCUUACGCCCCCCAAGGUUGUGCUCCAGGGGGAGGCGAGGGGCUGGGUCAGAAUAGUCAGGAUGUCCCUUUUGGUAGCUCGGCUGCGGGCCCGUCGGCCAUUCGGCCGCCAGGUCGCAGCCCUUGUCGGGGUGAGCAAUUGCCACGUCGUACCACCCGGGCCACCGCGGGGCAACAUUCCAACCCGCAUCGGUUGCCUUGCGGGGCGACUAUAAAUUUUUGAUGUUACCUCAAUUUGGAUAUGGGGACGUAUAUGUGGUAUCGUCGGGCCGACGAUAAAAGAUGUGGGGGGUAGAUUGUGGUGGUGCUCCGGUACCUUUAAGUGUGCUGCAGCCGUGUCGCAUCGUUGGUUACGUCAUUACGCUGGCUCGUUGUUCGGCGUUAGCGAUAGUCUUUAAAUUCACGGUGCGGACACGACCAGUGGAGCAAGCUCGGGCUGUUUCACGCAGUUCCGCCUGGCCAUCAGGAUUGGUUUUGCUGUUAUUGCUCGUUCGCGAGCGAUCCUUUUGUGGAGGCAACGGUUGGUAUUUUCACGUUUCUCUCUGGAGGGAAUUUCGUUCGGUGGCCUGCGUUCUGAAGUGGCUCCUUUGGGCUCUAUCUGUGUUUUGCAGUGGUUUAUUCAGUUCGCUUUCUCCCCGCGUUCUGGAUCCAUACUCGUGACUUUUGUCUCCGAGACCAGCUGGGUAUUCGGGUUUGGUGUACAUUAAUAUUGGACUUUAGGCUGCCAGGUGCUCUCAUCUUUCCUCUAUUGGAUUUAUAACCAGCUUUGCAUCGUCGGGCUCCACUCCGGCUGUUGUUCUGCUUUCAUUGUGCUUUUAUUAUAGUAUAUUUCCACGCUGUUGCUUGUUUUGGAUUGUGGCGGCAUCCCACUGGGAGGGGCCGUGUGCCGCCAUUUCAAACAGCAGCGUGUGUGGGUUAACUUUAAUUAGUGUAUGUGUGAGGGUGUGUGGGGUGGUAAGUGGGUAUUAACCACUCGUUAUCGAGUAUGUUGUUUUUGUGAUUUGGUUUAUUUUAUUUUUUUUUGGGUUAUGAUUUCUUUGGUUGAUUUUCUUUUUGAUUUCUAUAUACAUUCUGUGGGGCAGUGGUUGGGUUUUCAGGGCCUGUGUGGGCCUCACCUUUGUUCCUCACGACUUGCUGGGUUGGUACUGGUGCCUUGCUGUGCCCUCUUGGGGAUGUGAUAUUUGCUUGGGGUGUAUAGCUUACCGUGUGUGUGUGCUGUCACUGUUUUGUAAAUUGCUCUACUGCUGGUCCCGUGGGCUCAGCUAUUCCCGGCGGGUACUGUAUAGUGUUAAUCAUAUUUUCUGUUUUCUUUUCUCUUUCUCUUUGGCAGGAUUGGGGACGAUCAGUAGUGGGGGCCAACCCAGUGGUGGUGGGUAUCCAGAGUUCACCUUUAUGGUAGUGUAGCGUCACUUGGGUGUACAGUGCAGUGUAGAUCACGUGUGGUCCUUUCAACCCACUCCGUAAGUACGGUCCUCCUGCUGGUAAGCCCUCUCUUGCCUUUCUUCUUUUAUUAUUUUGAUUUUCUAGUAUUGGUGUUUGUUCUGUAUGUUUGGUAUGUUGACGUGUUAUUCUGGUGGGCUUACCUCUAACCAUACCCGCAGUAGUGUGUAAAUAAGUGAGUAUAUGUGUGUGUGUUUGGGUGUAACCAUUUUAACAAAAGAUUUAAGAAUAUAUUGUGAAUACGCUUGAAAGUAAAUAAAUAUGUAUACGAUUAGAAAUAGAACCCUGUCUCUGUCUUGAUUGCACGGACUUGUUUGCUAUUGGGCGGGUAUCUUGUGAACUUUGGAAACCGUGAUCAAUUUGGGGCGUUUGUAAUUAUAAACUCUUUUCCCCUCGGGGGCCUAUACCCCCCGGGGGUGGCGUUGUCGAAAGUACCUUCCGGGUUUCCGCCAUCUAUCACAGUAGCAUGACAGUUUAUUUUCGUACAAAUUGCAACGUAUGUCAUAAUUAUCAUUCCAUAUCAUGAAAAGACUCAAGUAAGCUACCUGAUAUUUCUUUAAUGUAACAUAUCUUUUUAUCUUGAUGUUUUUCUAGAACUUCUGAUGGUUCUUGUUUUCUAAUUUUAAUAUUUUUUUAAUAUUUUAUAUCUUAACUGUUUUAAUACCACUAUCACUAUUACACUUUGAUUUAUUUUUCAUUCUUCUCUGUAAACUUUGUAAACAUUUU
Messenger RNA from Trichomycterus rosablanca, 6857 nucleotides. RefSeq names its product retrovirus-related Pol polyprotein from transposon 412. The coding region runs from base 781 to 4914 and encodes 1377 amino acids. The transcript has 4 exons. NCBI's taxonomy places the organism in Eukaryota, Metazoa, Chordata, Actinopteri, Siluriformes, Trichomycteridae. The record is from RefSeq and is a predicted model, not a curated record. Gene Ontology annotation, biological process: DNA integration. Gene Ontology annotation, molecular function: nucleic acid binding.